Molecule: messenger RNA, 5499 nt
Organism: Sebastes umbrosus (honeycomb rockfish)
Lineage: Eukaryota; Metazoa; Chordata; Actinopteri; Perciformes; Sebastidae
Gene: inpp5jb
Product: inositol polyphosphate-5-phosphatase Jb
Exons: 13
Coding region: 640-2784 (714 amino acids)
Biological process (GO): phosphatidylinositol dephosphorylation; negative regulation of peptidyl-serine phosphorylation
Cellular component (GO): plasma membrane; ruffle; cytoplasm
Molecular function (GO): phosphatidylinositol-4,5-bisphosphate 5-phosphatase activity; phosphatidylinositol-3,4,5-trisphosphate 5-phosphatase activity
Source: RefSeq, a predicted model, not a curated record
UCUCCACUGUUGAAUAGUUAAUAGGUAAUUUGGCUCGCGCCCUAACAUAGGCUAACGGUUGUUGUUGUUAUGGAAACUGGUGUCGAGAGAUAACUGCUCGCAACCGGAAGCCAUGUUUGUUAUGUGUGUUUGCCGUGUUUCCUGUCUAGCUGCUGCAGCUCUGUGAGCGCCGGUGACUGUAAUCAAGCUGUGGCUGCUGGUUUACGGAAGCUCUCUCUCUCGCUUUCGCUCUCUCACGCCUUGUUUUAAUUUGAAGGGCACGGAGGAAGCCACACAGGACCAACACACACAGCCUGUGUCUUUAAGGAGGAGACAUUAGUGUUAGUGAGAUGUAGCCUGCCUGGCAAAAUCUCUCGCCUGCAUCGCUUCGAGCCCACCUGCUCCUCCUCCUCCUCUUCCUCCUCCUCCUCUCUGUCAUCUCCUCGCCGAGGAAGGAAGGAAGGAAGGCUGCUGGGAUGCCGAUGCUUUCAUCUGGGAGGCGACAGGAGAGGAAAGUUCAGUGUGUUUUCGGUUAACGGUUCACUUCUUCUUCCAUCCUCCACCGAGGCUGACCGAGACUGCUACAACAUCUGUAUCCAUCUGCUGUUAAAACCUCUCAACACAGAAGAACCGACACAGGUAAAGAAGAAAUCUUAAGAAAUGGACGGAGGUAAUCCGAACCAAAGCCAGACACAAGAAGACGACCCAAAGGGAGCAUCAGAAGCUUUAACAACAACAACUCCAGCUCUGCCAUCAGAUCCAGCGGCUCCAGCCACAGAUCCCACCGCUGGCCAGCCUGCAGCUCCUUCCAGGCCUCGACGGCCCCAGAGGAGUGCCAGGGUAGAGGGCUCUGUAGACAUCUCCGAACCCAGAGCUGAGCCCAGAGCUGAGCCCAGAGCUGAACCCGCCCCAGUGGCUCCCCAGGACCAGUGCACUCCUGAUGGCGCUGUGGCCAGUCGCCCCAAACCCUCGCGCCCCGGAGCAGUCAAACCCUUAGGAGAAUGCACCGGGCCCAGCAUUAAGGCUGGUCCUAAAGGAUCGGGCCACCACCCGGUCAGGGCUGCUUCAGUCCCCCACGCGCCUGCCAGCAGGCCUAUGGCUCCUCACCUGAACCCUCAGUCACAGAGAGCCCUCUCUGUAGCAGGUACAGCCGACACGCCGGCCCAGGCUGUGGAAGACUUCAGGCUGCACAUCAUCACUUGGAACGUGGGUUCGGCCACGCCACCUGAUGACAUCACCUCCUUGCUGGGGCUAAACGUGGGUGAUGGAAACACAGACAUGUACAUUAUCGGGCUGCAGGAAGUGAACUCAAUGAUUAACAAAAGGCUGAAAGAUGUCCUCUUCACAGACCAGUGGAGCGAAGUCUGCAUGGAGAGACUCAGCCCCUUCGGUUACGUACUGGUGACCUCCCAGAGGAUGCAAGGUUUGCUGUUGCUGGUCUUCGCCAAAUACUUCCAUCUGCCCUUCCUCCGCGGAGUACAGACUGAGACCACCCGCACCGGCCUGGGGGGUUACUGGGGGAAUAAAGGUGGUGUGAGCGCCCGCAUGUCAGCGUUCGGCCACACCAUCUGCUUCCUCAACUGCCACCUGCCGGCUCACAUGGAAAACUCAGAUCAGCGCAUGGAGGACUUCGAGAGCAUCCUGCAGCAGCAGCAGUUUGAGGGCCAGGCCGCCACCGGGGUUCUUGACCAUGAUGUGGUGUUCUGGUUUGGAGAUCUCAAUUUUCGCAUUGAUGACCUGGAUAUGCAAGUGGUGAAAUCAGCCAUCGAUAACAACAAGUAUCUAGUGUUGUUAGAAAAGGAUCAGCUCAAUAUGGCCAAAGACAGUGAGACAGUGUUGGAGGGUUUCCAAGAGGGGCCGCUGAAGUUUCCUCCGACCUACAAGUUUGAUGUUGGAACGGAUACAUACGACACGAGUGGGAAGAAGCGUAAACCAGCUUGGACCGACCGGAUCCUGUGGCGCAUGAGAGCCACCGCUACUGCCAGCGCUGCUCUCAGCGCAGGGAAGCGUGGCUCCAAUUCGGGGCUGACCAGUGGGACCAAAGUGACGCAGCACUACUAUCGAAGUCACAUGGAAUACACCGUCAGUGACCACAAACCAGUCUCCUCCAUCUUUACCAUGCAGUUCCCGUACAAGGUGGAUGUUCCCCUGGUCACUAUCAUGGUGGAGGAUGAGUGGAAUAGUAUUGAAGAUGCCAUAGCCAGAUUCAAACUGGUGCCCAACUACCCUCGCAGCUCCUGGGACUGGAUCGGACUGUACAAGGUGGGUUUCAAGCACCAUAAGGACUAUGUGGGAUAUGUUUGGGCCAAGCAAGAUGAAGCUGACUUUACUCGACAAGAACAUCAGGUAACCUUUACUGAGGAGGAAUUGCCCAAAGGCUCAGGGGACUUUAUCUUGGGUUACUAUAGCAACAACAUGAGCACCCUUGUGGGCGUCACGGAGCCAUUUCAGAUCCAGCUUCCCACUACAGGUCUUGAGGACGCCAGUUCUUCAGACAGCUCUGACUUCAGUUCAGAGGAUGACAGCACUGUUGUCCUCGUGAAGACGAGGUCCCGCAGUCCCAGUCCACGCAAGGCCAAGCACCACAACCGUGGCAGUCGCAGCCGCUCUGGCAGCCGCACUGGCAGCCACACUGGCAGCCCCGCACGGGCCAAAAUCAAAGUGCGCAACGUCGCUGAUGGUUCUCCAUCCAUCACCACCACAACAGCCGAGAGUGAGUCCACAGGACGUCCAGCAGAGGGCAGCAGCAGCCAGGUGUCUGCUCCUGGGGAGGAAGAAAAAGACACGGAGGGUUCAGGGGUGUGAUACACAACCGAGUCCUGCUGUUAUCACAGGUCACAUAGCCAACUGUUGUGUCUUUUAUUGAAUACAUCCACUACACUGUAUGUUUUCUGUAGUGAAAAUAUGCAGUUUCUGAUGCCAUCCUUUUCAGGAACAGCCAACUGGUUUGUCCAGAAGGCUUACUUUGCCUUGAGUUGUUCUAUUAAGCUGUGCACAUUGUAUAUUUUUUAUUUGUAAACCUCUCACUCUGUCCUGUGUUUCUUCUACCUUUGUCCGUUCUCAGGUGUGGACAGUACAGGGAGCUGACACCUUGCAUUAGGAAAUACUCAAGGAUGUUCUGGUCAUGUAGAGUAAAAGAGUGGUUACUUAAUACCUUUUUAGAAACCAUCUUCUCCAUAUACCGACAAUGAUUUGAAACUCUGCACUGACGUAGCAGUCAUGUCAGCAGACUGCAUGCAAACGACAUGGAGUAUGACAUACUUGACACAGACAUUUCUCACAGUUCACAGAGUUUGCUUUAGCUGUGGAACAAUCUAUUCUAUCUAUCAGACCAAGAGGAUCAUAGAGACAUAGUGAAAAAAGGCUUUUUAUUCCCAAAACAUCCCACAUAAGCAUCACCAGCUCUGUCAAAAAUCACUCACAUUAUUAGCUUCUGCAAAUCUGCAAAUGGAGAUAGCCAUGCAUUUUGGCGGUAUUGACCUACUCAUGUGGACAUUCCCUGCUUUGGAAAUUCAGCGUGCAUUACACAGUAACAUGAUACAUAACACGCAGGGAGCAUUUCAAAUGAUCCACCAAUGGGAAUAAAGUCCCUCCAGGCUGCAUGAAAAAACAGAAAAGUGGUUGGAAACUGGGGUUCAGGGGGGCUCGGCCACCAGCCGUGGCAGCAGCACAGCACACGUCAGCUUAGAAAGUGAAUGUGAGCGUAAAGGCCUUUAAAUAGAGGGCCAGUGGGAUGUGAUGGGUGUGGGAGGAUAGCUGUCAGCUAACACAGCAUAGCUGUUCUUGCCAGAACUAGUUGAUUAAUUGUUGGCCACUAACUCUGCUUGUGGUAACAUCUACAGCAAUAUCUGACCCAGGUAACAUAUACAGUAUAUUGCUUGGACACACAUACCUUUUCAUGUGAGUUAAUGAGCCUUAUCUAACUCUUGCUUUUCACAGCAGCAAAGUUUUGGAAAUAAUUUACCCAGAAAUCAAAAAAAAUCAUAUUAGGUUUUAUUCCAUUUUUUAAUAAGUAUUAAAUACAAGUUUGUGCUUGAUGUUUUCAACACAGAAGCAAGUAAAACUCUGAUUAUCAAUCUGGAUAUCUCUGACAAAUGUGAGCAGCAACUCUACUAUGUAGAGCUACAACAGCGCUUAGCAUUACACUGUAAGUAGUAUGAUACAAAGCUCCUCUAUUGUGAAAUAUCAUAAUGUGAUAUUUCAAAUCGAUGAAAUGGUCCUAUCCAAUGCUUUAUUUUUUUUGUUUGAUUUUCUUCAGUUCACUGUUCCUGUGUUUUCUCUUGCUCAGAUCCCCCCGUACUGAUUCUGGUGGUUAGAUGACCGUGACAAUGGUCACAGUAGUCGUGUUGCAUUGUUACCGUGUGACCUCAGAUGCACCAUCUUAGACACUUUGUACUUUUGGGCUGUUAGCGUAGGACAGUGUAUACUGUUGUAGCUGUAGGUAAGUGUGUGUGUGUGUCUGUAAUCAGUUUCUGUGUGUAUGUGUUUUUAUGGACGUGUGUGUGGUUUGAAUGUGUGUGUGUGUGUGUGUGUAGCGCUGUGAAAGUGAAUGGAGCGUGGCUGUGUUUGCAUGGUUUGUUGAUGGACAUACUGUACAUUCCGGUACUGUGAUUUUUGUGCCGUAAAGUGCUGUUUUUGACUCCUCUUUGUUAUAAUCGUGGAUGUGAAAACUGUUAGAAAAACUUGGUAAGGACAGUAUAAAAAAAGUUAACUUCAGUGUAAGUGUUAGGUGAAGAAAAUGCAGGACAGUUAUGCUUGCAUCAACCUGAAAUUGUUCCAAUCAUUUCAUAGUGCAUUCAUGUAUUUUCUUGUCAUUGAAAUGAAAAAUCUAAUGGACCUUUGUUUAGAGUAACAUUAAGAUUGUACGACUUUGUCCUACUUUAGGUGACUUAGAUAAGUAUGGUCGGUUCUGCUGUCAUGACCAGUGACUAUCUAUUGUGAAAUGUUAUUGAAAAAAAAAAUCUCUGUCUACAGAAUGUUAUUGUUUUGUAAUUAUGUGGCUAAAACAGAAGAAAUAUGUAUGUAAAGGACAAAUAUUAAGUAUGUUAUAAAAGACAAAAUAGGAGACAAUCUAUGCCACAAAGAUUAUUUUACUUAAAUUAUGUAUUUAUUUUCUUAUUUAACUGUUAAAUGAGCCUGAAUUCUGCUGGCCAGUGAGGGAGCAUUAUUUCAAUGGAUAUUACAGAAUAUUGAUAAUUAUUUUCUUGUUCUAUUAGAAAAACUAUGAAGAGAGAGUCUGAUUUCUCUUGUUUCCAUUUAAAUCCAGAUGUUGCUUUUAUUGUCUGAAGUGUAGAUUGUUUAGUCUACGGGUCUUUGUAUAAUUGUGAAUGAAAUUGACAAAAAAUAUAUAUAUAGCAAGCCUGUGAGAUAUUAAUUGUUGGCUUAUGAGAACGAUUUAUCUCUGUGAAAUCAUCUGAUCGGUGAGGCGAGGAGGUUUUUUAGGGGUUGCUUGUUUUGUUCUCCAACCCAAAAAUGAGUGCAACACUGUCCAAAGAAAUAAUAUACUCCCCGUUAAAUUGU